Messenger RNA from Cynara cardunculus var. scolymus (artichoke), 4305 nucleotides. Its product is annotated as 5-oxoprolinase. The transcript is spliced from 2 exons. Lineage: Eukaryota; Viridiplantae; Streptophyta; Magnoliopsida; Asterales; Asteraceae. The record is from RefSeq and is a predicted model, not a curated record. The coding region runs from base 111 to 3908 and encodes 1265 amino acids. Gene Ontology annotation, cellular component: cytosol. Gene Ontology annotation, biological process: glutathione metabolic process. Gene Ontology annotation, molecular function: 5-oxoprolinase (ATP-hydrolyzing) activity.
CUCGUUCCGUACAGCAACUCAGCAAUCGCCAGCGUGAAGAAGAAACCCUAAUCGGUCGCUCACUCAGUCACUUGCUCUCAUCUACUGAUCGUCUUCCAACAACGGGAACCAUGGGCAGUGUGGAUGAAGGGAAACUUAGGUUCUGUAUAGACAGAGGAGGCACGUUCACUGAUGUCUAUGCUGAAAUUCCUGGUCAAUCUGACGGCAAAGUAAUGAAGUUGUUGUCCGUUGAUCCAUCCAACUAUGAAGAUGCUCCUGUUGAAGGAAUCAGGAGGAUUUUGGAAGAAUUUACUGGGAAUCGGAUUCCUAGGACUUCAAAAGUCCCUACUGAUAAGAUUGAGUGGAUUAGAAUGGGAACUACUGUUGCAACAAAUGCACUUUUAGAGAGAAAAGGGGAGAGAAUUGCAUUGUGUGUGACCCGAGGAUUUAGGGAUUUACUGCAGAUUGGGAACCAGGCUCGCCCAAAUAUUUUUGACCUUACUGUGUUAAAGCCUUCUAAUCUUUAUGAGGAGGUUAUAGAAGUUGAUGAGAGAAUUGAGCUUGUUCUUAAGCAGGAUUCAGAGAUACAUGAACCGGAAUCUGCUGGGUCAAAUGUAGUUAUGGGAAUUUCAGGUGAGCAGGUCAGGAUUGUGAAGGCUGUUGAUGAAGCAACUUUAAGACCUUUACUUAAAGGUCUCUUGGAUAAAGGAAUCAAGUGUUUAGCAGUUGUGUUGAUGCAUUCUUAUACAUAUCCACAUCAUGAGCUUGCUGUAAACAAGUUGGCUAUAAGCAUGGGGUUCAAGCAUGUUUCAUUAUCUUCUUCUCUGACUCCUAUGGUUCGAGCUGUUCCUAGAGGUCUCACAGCUAGCGUGGAUGCAUACUUGACUCCGGUUAUCAAAGAGUACUUGUCAGGAUUCAUUUCUAAAUUUGAUGAUCUAGGAAGGGUGAAUGUUCUUUUUAUGCAAUCAGAUGGAGGUCUUGCUCCGGAAAGUAGAUUCUCAGGCCACAAAGCAGUGUUGUCAGGUCCUGCAGGCGGUGUUGUCGGUUACUCUCAGACACUUUUUGGGCUGGAGACCAACAAACCCCUCAUUGGUUUUGACAUGGGUGGCACAUCUACUGAUGUGAGCCGAUAUGCUGGAAGCUACGAACAAGUUCUUGAAACACAGAUAGCUGGAGCUAUAAUCCAAGCACCUCAGCUUGACAUCAACACUGUAGCUGCUGGUGGAGGUUCAAAGCUGAAGUUUCAGUUUGGAGCAUUCCGAGUUGGGCCAGAAUCUGUAGGUGCACAUCCAGGUCCAGUAUGCUAUCGAAAAGGAGGGGAGUUGGCUGUCACGGAUGCGAAUCUUAUUUUGGGCUACGUGAUUCCUGACUAUUUUCCCUCGAUAUUUGGUCCGAAUGAAGAUCAACCUUUGGAUAUCAACAAAACUAGAGAAGAAUUUGGGAAACUUGCAAAGCAAAUUAAUUCUUAUAGAAACAGCCAUGAUCCAUUAGCAAAGGAAAUGUCAGUGGAGGAGAUUGCACAGGGGUUUGUGAAUGUUGCUAAUGAGACAAUGUGUCGUCCUAUUCGACAACUGACUGAGAUGAAAGGUCAUGAGACCAAGAAUCAUGCUCUUGCCUGCUUUGGAGGUGCAGGACCACAACAUGCUUGUGCCAUUGCACGGUCACUGGGUAUGAAUGAGGUAUUAGUGCACAGAUUUUGUGGGAUCCUAAGUGCAUAUGGGAUGGGAUUGGCAGAUGUUAUUGAAGAAGCACAAGAGCCUUAUUCUGUAGCUUAUGGUCCUGAAUCUGUGGUAGAAGCUUCACGCAGAGAAUCUCUGUUACUGAAGCAGGUAAAGCAAAAACUUAUAGACCAAGGGUUUGGAGAAAGUAGUAUUACAACUGAAUCAUACUUAAAUUUGAGGUAUGAAGGGACUGAUACUGCUAUAAUGGUGAAGGGGAAGAGAAAUGAAGAUGGAUCAGGAAGUGAUUAUGCUAUUGAAUUUGUUAAGUUGUUUGAGCAGGAAUAUGGAUUCAAGCUUGAAAACAGAAAUAUCCUGAUAUGUGAUGUAAGGGUUCGUGGUAUUGGAGUGACGAAUAUUUUAAAGCCAAGAGCCACAAAAAGUUCGUCUGGUACCCCUAAAGCUCAAGGGGAAUAUGAGGUCUACUUUGGAAAUGGAUGGCAUAAAACACCUCUCUUCAAACUUGAGGACUUGGAAUAUGGUCAUCUCAUAUCUGGUCCUGCAGUUAUUAUGAAUGGUAACAGCACAGUCAUAGUUGAACCCAACUGUAAAGCUAUAAUUACCAAAUAUGGAAACAUAAAAAUUGAACUUGAGUCGAGUUUAGUCAGUGUGAAAGUGUCGGAAAAGGUUGCAGAUGUUGUGCAGCUAUCUAUAUUCAAUCACAGGUUCAUGGGUAUAGCUGAACAGAUGGGUCGGACAUUGCAGAGAACUUCCAUAUCCACAAAUAUCAAAGAAAGGCUAGACUUUUCUUGUGCUUUAUUUGACCCUGACGGAGGCUUAGUGGCUAAUGCCCCUCAUGUUCCCGUUCACUUGGGAGCUAUGUCUAGCACGGUGCAGUGGCAACUCAAAUAUUGGGGACAAAAUCUGAAUGAAGGAGAUGUACUGGUCACGAAUCAUCCUUGUUCUGGUGGUAGCCAUUUGCCUGAUAUCACUGUUAUUACGCCUGUUUUUGAUAACGGGAAAUUGGUUUUUUUUGUUGCUAGUAGAGGGCAUCAUGCAGAGAUAGGAGGAAUCACUCCAGGAAGUAUGCCACCAUUCUCAAAGUCCAUAUGGGAGGAAGGAGCUGCUAUAAAAGCAUUCAAACUAGUCGAAAGAGGAAUCUUUCAAGAAGAGGGAAUCACUAAGCUUCUUCGAUUCCCAAGUUCUGAUGAGUCAUCUCAUAAGAUACCCGGAACACGUAGACUUCAAGACAAUCUAUCAGAUCUUCAUGCCCAAGUAGCUGCAAAUCAGAGAGGAAUUGUUCUUAUUAAGGAGCUUAUUGAGCACUAUGGCUUGGAGAUGGUUCAGGCUUACAUGACGUAUGUUCAGCAAAAUGCAGAAGAAGCAGUGAGAGAAAUGCUAAAGUCUAUCCCUGCCAAAGUUUCUUCAGAGUCUGUUGAUUCUCUUACCAUUGAAGAAGAAGAUUACAUGGAUGAUGGUUCAUUAAUACAUUUGAAGCUUACUAUAGAUUCUAAGAAAGGAGAAGCAUUUUUUGAUUUCUCUGGGACGAGUCCUGAAGUUUAUGGGAACUGGAAUUCUCCAGAAGCUGUGACAAAAGCUGCGGUUAUUUACUGUCUUCGCUGUUUGGUUGAUGUUGAUAUUCCUCUCAAUCAAGGCUGCUUGGCCCCUGUUAAAAUCUAUAUACCCCCUGGAUCGUUCCUCUCUCCUAGUGAUAAAGCUGCUGUUGUGGGAGGUAAUGUUCUCACCUCACAGAGGAUAACAGAUGUUGUACUUAUGGCAUUUCAAGCUUGUGCUUGUUCUCAGGGUUGCAUGAACAAUCUUACUUUUGGUGAUGACACUUUUGGUUACUACGAGACAAUUGCUGGAGGAAGUGGGGCCGGUCCUACAUGGGAUGGAACAAGUGGGGUCCAAUGCCACAUGACUAAUACUCGCAUGACCGAUCCAGAGAUUUUUGAACAGAGGUAUCCUGUUCUUUUGCAUAGGUUUGGGUUAAGAGAGAAGAGUGGAGGUGGUGGAAUCCAUAGAGGUGGUGAUGGGCUGAUUAGGGAGAUAGAGUUCAGGCGGCCGAUGGUUGUGAGCAUUCUUUCAGAGAGACGUGUCCAUGCACCCAAGGGGCUCAAGGGAGGAAAAGAUGGGGCCCGUGGGGUUAAUUAUCUUCUAAGGAAAGAUAAACGCCGGGUUUAUCUUGGAGGUAAAAACACUAUCAAGAUGGAAGCAGGAGAAAUUCUUCAGAUUCUUACUCCUGGUGGAGGUGGAUGGGGUUGCAUUUGAUUCUCAUUUUUAGGUAUGGAUAAUGCUUAUUCAUAUUCAUAUACAUACCAAUAUGAAUAAUGAAUUGAAUAGUGCUUUCUCGUAUGCUUUUCAUUAGACUAGUUUAUAUGGGUAGAAGAUUACAAGAGAAGAUAAAGGAAACUAAAUCAAGCAAAAUAAGGAAAGAUGAGAGCUAAAUCUCUCAAUUUAAGGGAUUCCAACUAGUUCUAUUAUAAAUUAGUCUAAAGAUCUACACUUGUGCACAUAGAAAUGUAUACCUCUUUUUUUGCUCAUUAUUUGUUGACAAUAUCUGAUUGUUGUAACCUUUCAUUCUUGUUUACUCAUGUUUUCGAUUUAUGUGCUUGUAGAAGUAUACUUGUUCCAAUUAUAAGGCUUAAAGUCAAGCAUUUAAGUAGUC